CAGGAUUUGCUCAUCAUGUGUCUUCGGACUGUUGAUUCUCUGUCAUUUGUUGAGUGUUUGGCGGAGAAGGCGAGCGGACCACAUUAACGUGUUCAAACGCCAUUUAACGUUGGACAGCGGAAGCAAGUGGACUUUCCAAAUAUGUUUGCAUCUUUGACAUGAAACCCGCCGUUGUGAUACUUGCAUUGGCGUAUUAGGGACCAUCCAUAUUUCUCGGCAUCUAAUUUUUUUUUCACCAGAGGAGUGAUAUAGCCUGCUCUGACGUCUGCAUCAGAUAUUACCCAGUGCUUUUUCAAUGUGCAUUUUCCCCUCAGUGACUUUGCGCUGAUCUACAUCAUCAUCAGCAGCAGCAACGGGAAAAAAAAAGGGAAUGAAGAUUUCAUUUUUCUUUUUUUUAAACCCACCGCUCCCCUCCAGUCGACCAGCGUUUCCAGCUCAAACAAAUAUCUUUUAACAACAUCACGUUGUGGAAUAGUCUGGCGCCAGAGCUUCGCUGGAACCAUGCCUCUUCUGCAGAUUUGGACUGGGAAAUUUCAUCCACCAAUUUGAUCAUCAAGAGGCUGCCGCUCACUCAUUCAUGCCAGCGUUUGUUUUUUUGAGAGGAAGAAUACUUGUCAUCACUUUUAAAAGUAUUGUGUAUGCUGUUUUUUGAGCAAGAUGUCUGAUCUUCUGGUGUUGGUCGAGGGGCUCUGUGACCUGCACGGAUUUCCAUAGCCGGGAAAAACAGCGGGGGCCAAUUACAAGAUUUUUUUAAAUCGAGAAGGCUCUUGAAAUGAAGACAUCGUAUGCGUAGAUGUAGACUUAGUUUAUUCGACAUUUUUAAAAGGCAAUUAUUUUUUGAUUGCCAGUUUUUACUUUGUGCAUUUUCUGGAGGACCACUGGACUGGUUGGAUUAUAGAAACUAUAAAUAAGGAUUUGUGGAGAUGUUGGGUCGUCAAGAAGAUAAAUUAUGUGGAAUUUCCUCUGCACUGGCGGCUUUGUCCUUCUUAUGCUUUGUUCAAAGCUCCUCCACUGGAAGCACCGGAAUGUCUGUGGCCAAGACUACCGUGGACAAGUUGCUGAAGGGAUAUGACAUCCGUUUAAGGCCUGAUUUUGGAGGUCCUCCUGUCAUCGUAGGAAUGAGCAUCAACAUAGCAAGCAUUGACUCCAUCUCAGAAGUAAACAUGGACUACACCAUCACAAUGUAUUUCCAGCAGAGCUGGCGAGAUAAGCGUUUGGCCUAUGGUGAGCUGAAACUAAACCUGACUCUGGACAACCGUGUAGCAGACCAGCUCUGGCUCCCCGACACCUAUUUCCUUAAUGACAAGAAGUCCUUUCUUCAUGGCGUGACAGUAAAAAACCGUAUGAUCCGACUGCACCCCGAUGGCACUGUCUUAUACGGGCUGAGAAUAACCACCACUGCUGCUUGCAUGAUGGACUUGAGGAGGUACCCUCUCGAUGAACAGAACUGCACCCUGGAAAUUGAAAGCUAUGGAUAUACCACAGAUGACAUCGUCUUUUUCUGGCAAGGAGGAGACAACGCUGUGACAGGCGUUGACAAGUUAGAGUUACCUCAGUUCUCCAUUGUAGACAUCCGCCUGGUGUCCAGGGAGGUCAGGUUUACCACAGGUUCGUAUCCAAGGCUUUCGCUGAGUUUCAGGAUUAAGAGGAACAUUGGAUAUUUCAUUCUGCAGACAUAUAUGCCCUCCAUCUUGAUCACUAUCCUCUCCUGGGUCUCCUUCUGGAUCAAUUAUGAUGCCUCUGCAGCUCGAGUGGCCCUGGGUGUGACAACGGUGCUUACCAUGACCACAAUUAACACCCACCUUAGGGAGACUCUCCCAAAGAUUCCGUAUGUGAAAGCCAUCGACGUCUACCUCAUGGGCUGUUUUGUGUUUGUGUUCCUGGCCCUGCUCGAAUAUGCCUUUGUAAAUUACGUGUUCUUUGGCCGGGGCCCUGCGCAACAGAAGAAAAUCAAUGAGAGGCUGAACAAAGCCAACAACGAGCGCACAAGAUACGAAGAGAAGCGCCUGAGGGAACAGGACUCCAUUUCCGUGCCGUUUCAAACCAACACCUUCAGGUCAUUUACACAGCGAAGAAAUCUGUAUCUCGAGGAACAAAGAAAAGUUGGGGUGGAUGCUUAUGGAAACAUCCUCCUCACCACGCUGGAGAUGAACAACGAAGUGAUGCCUUCUGACGUGGGAAGCAGCGUCAGUGACUCUCGGAAUUCAGUCAUGUCCUUUGACAGCUCCGGGGUCCAAUUCAGGAAGCCCAUGGCGCCCCGGGAUGGCUUCAGCCACCAUUCGCUGGACCGCAGCGCCAUGCGGAGCCGGGCCAACUGUCGGUUACGGCGACGCUCCUCCAAGCUCAAGUUGAAAAUCCCAAACCUGUCAGAUGUUAGCACCAUUGACAAGUGGUCCCGGGUCAUUUUCCCUAUCACCUUUGGAUUUUUCAACCUAAUCUACUGGUUGUACUAUGUGAAUUGAUGUGCACCCCACUAGGAAUCAUGGGCCAUAUUUUGAGAGCACAUUAAAUUGGCUUUGAUACAGUUCCAAAAUAUGUAUACACAUAUACAAGUUGAACAUAUGUAUAUGCAUAUUUCUAUAUAUUAUAUUUAUAUAUACACAUGUGAAAUCUGAAGGACCUUUCUGCUGUACAAAGUAUUAAUAGGAUGACUUGAAUGUUUAAGAAUAAUUGUGAGAGAAGAAUUUCAAGGCUUUGAGUUUCUUUUUCCUCCUGAAACAAACAAACAAACAAGCAAACAAACAAACACAAGAUCCCAACAGGGGUUUUUGGAACUAAAGACUGCAUGAUAUUUUUGCUAAAAAAAAAUACAAGAAAAAAAGAGAAAGUGAAAGCUCUUGAGAGAGAAAAGAUGUCUCAGAGUCCCAUUGACUUUUUAUUGAUACUUAUUGUGAUCAAAAAUCCUCUACUGCAGCUCAUGAAAUCAGUGGUGGCUCGUCUGUUCAGGCAUCAGCUGAGUGAGAUCCUUGACACCCCCUCCAAACCCCCUGCCACCUUCACCUGACCCACCCCCACAACCCACACGCCCCACCCCACUCCCAUUGUCCAUGGAUAACAUGCACGGAAAUCUCCGGUUCUACUAUGUACAGCAACCUUGUUUGGAUUAUGUGUUGUUCCUUGGGUUUUUUGAAGUGAUAUCGUUCUCUUUAUCAGACAUCAGCUCUGGCCUAAUGGUCUCCAUUAGAGGGCCUUGUGGAUGGGAUGUUUGACCACCGCAUUCCCGCCCAGAGUCAACGCAAACUUGUAUUCCUUUCUCUUCUCAUGUUAUUUUUAGA
Molecule: messenger RNA, 3275 nt
Organism: Scatophagus argus
Lineage: Eukaryota; Metazoa; Chordata; Actinopteri; Scatophagidae
Gene: gabrb4
Product: gamma-aminobutyric acid type A receptor subunit beta4
Exons: 10
Coding region: 924-2462 (512 amino acids)
Biological process (GO): signal transduction; nervous system process; chemical synaptic transmission
Cellular component (GO): membrane; synapse; neuron projection
Molecular function (GO): neurotransmitter receptor activity; extracellular ligand-gated monoatomic ion channel activity; GABA-A receptor activity
Source: RefSeq, a predicted model, not a curated record